AUGAGAUCUGAGAACUUCACCAUGGGAAAAGGGUUUAUCCUUUUGGGACUUACCCAUCAGCGAAACGAACAGAUUUUGCUCUUCAUGAUCUUCCUCAUAAUCUACUUGCUUACAGUAUUAGGUAACCUAUUGAUCAUCAUACUAGUAUGUUUUGAUGCUCAACUACACACACCUAUGUACUACUUCCUCAGCCAUCUUGCAGGCACAGAGAUUGUGUAUGUCACUACCACUUUGCCUCAGACACUAGCCCAUCUCUUGGCUGGAAAUGGAAUGCUAUCCUCGAUACGUUGCAUGUUACAAGGAGGCAGUGCACUGAGCAUGGGCAGUACAGAAUGCCUGCUCUUGGGAGUCAUGGCUUAUGAUCGCUACUUGGCCAUCUGCAAUCCCUUAAAAUAUGCUUCUGCCAUGGACAAGAAACUCCAACAUCUGCUUGCCAGCUCCUGCUGGAUCAUUGGUUGCCUCUUCUCAAUGGUCAAUGCCGUUUGCAUCUUUCGUCAUUCUUUCUGUGGUCGUAAUUCCAUUAACCACUUCACGUGUGAGUUGCAAUUUGUCCUGAAGUUGGCAUGUGGCAAUAUAAAAUGCACCACAGCCAUUCUUAAUGGUCUGUCAGCAUUUAUUGUUCUGGUUCCUUUUUCUAUUAUUUUAUAUUCCUAUAGUUGCAUCCUGUAUUCCAUUUGUCAAAUGCAAUCAGCUGCGGGUUGGCAGAAAGCUGUCUCUACCUGUGGCUCCCACCUUGCUGUGGUCACCUUGUUCUAUGGUACAAUUAUCUCUAUAUACAUAAUCCCUCAAUCAAGUUCAUAUCCUGACCGGGAGAAAAAAAUUGCAGUCUUGUACAUUGUGGUGACCCCUCUACUUAACCCUAUCAUCUAUACCCUGCGGAACAAGGAUGUCCAUAAGGCUAUGAGUAAGGUGUUGAAAAGAAGUAGAUUAGAGAAAAAGCCAUGA
Pseudonaja textilis is the source of this 945-nucleotide messenger RNA. RefSeq names its product olfactory receptor 1D2-like. Gene Ontology annotation, molecular function: G protein-coupled receptor activity; olfactory receptor activity. Gene Ontology annotation, biological process: G protein-coupled receptor signaling pathway. Gene Ontology annotation, cellular component: membrane. Lineage: Eukaryota; Metazoa; Chordata; Lepidosauria; Squamata; Elapidae. The record is from RefSeq and is a predicted model, not a curated record.